This is a messenger RNA of Penicillium cinerascens, 465 nucleotides long. RefSeq lists its product as uncharacterized. The record is from RefSeq and is a predicted model, not a curated record. Lineage: Eukaryota; Fungi; Ascomycota; Eurotiomycetes; Eurotiales; Aspergillaceae. The transcript has a single exon. Bases 1 to 465 code for a protein of 154 amino acids.
AUGACGUUCAGCCAGUCUAGCAGUGUCACUCCCGCCCCGCUCGACUCCGCUUGGCCGCCGGCCCAUAUCUGGGAAACCAUGGGUGCGGCCGACCGUGCCAGUUGGUUAGGACAGAUACAGAGAGACAGGGCUAGGCGCCUUGAAUUAGAUGUCGCAGAGACCGAUCUACGCCGCAGGAGGCCUCGUGCGGACCUACAAGAUGACGAUACUCCCGAGGAAAACCGUGAGCCACCCCCUGAAGUCAAACCACUCAUCGACAUAUUUCCGGGUGUCUCCGCCGCCCUUCUUACGCGCGUCUUCGAGAGGAAGUUGAAGGCGACUGAACUCAUACGCUUCAAAGAGAAGUCAGUCACCGAGCUGGAUCAGGAUGACAGAGUCUUCAAGAUGACCGAGUCGGGAGGCACAGUAGGCUUCAAGAAGGCAACAGCGUCGCUUAGGGACUGGGGCCCUAACCCUCAAAUAUAG